Molecule: messenger RNA, 1795 nt
Organism: Tribolium castaneum (red flour beetle)
Lineage: Eukaryota; Metazoa; Arthropoda; Insecta; Coleoptera; Tenebrionidae
Exons: 6
Coding region: 98-1771 (557 amino acids)
Source: RefSeq, a predicted model, not a curated record
CAUUGCAUCAGAACAGGUUUCCACACAAAUUAAAUUACAAUCCCAUCUCGAUAUAAAUAAACAUAAGUUAAAAAAACACAUCAUUCAACAACAAACCAUGAAAAAGUGCACACUUUUCCUUUUCCUCCUAGUACUAGCUUUCGGCGAAAAUGCCAAGCUACCCUCAACGUUCAAAAAAUGCGACCAAAGCAAAAGCGACUUGAACUCAUGCCUCACAGCCGCGAUCAAAAACGCCAUGGAACAGCUGACCGAGCCCAUCAAAGAGGUGGGCCUGCCCAGCAUGGAGCCCCUGGAGGUCCCGUCGCUGGUCAUAGGGGCUGGCACCGGCCCUGUCCAGUUCCAGCAAAACUACAAGAAUUUGAAAAUUUCCGGAUACACCAAAAUCGAUCAGCUGGAGGCCACUUUCAAAGACAACCAUCUCAAAAUCGCUGUGGUUUUCCCCGAAAUUAAGCUGGUGUUCGAGUAUGAGAUCAAUGGGCGCAUCCUGGUGCUGCCCAUCAGCGGCAAAGGGCCGGGGGCGAUCACCAUGGUUAAGCCGAAGUUCGUCAUCGAUUUUCCGCUCGAAGAGUACGAGAAGAACGGGACAAAGUACUACAAAGUGGGCAAGGAGACGUUGUCAAUGCAGCCGCAAAAAAUGCACUUUGAGUUGGAGAAUUUGUUCAAUGGUGAUAAGCUUCUGGCGAGUAAUGUGCUGCAAAUAAUGAAUGAUAACUGGAAGGAGGUUUAUGGGGACGUGCAGGCGAGCUAUGAGGAGGCUUUCGGCAAAAUAUUUACCUCCAUUUUUAAUAAUUUCUUAAGUAAAGUGCCAAAAUCUGACUUGUUUGAUGGCAAAACCCCAAACAAUUACAGCGUUACAACAAUUUUGCAAACACCUAAUUGGAUUAUUAAACCAAAUUACUUAUCCUUCUGGGAACAAUUAGUGUCACAAUUUCAAAUUGCAAAUAAUGUAAUUACACCACUUUUAAAACUAAGUAUAAGAGUCGAAACCAAAUUUUUUCAUUACUUGCAAAAACGCCACAAAAUGAACAGUUUCGCACUUUUUUCCCUCCUUUUGAUACAUUUCUGCAACAGUGUCAAACUUCCCCCGAGUUUCGAAAAAUGUGACUUGAGGGACAACAAUUACAACCAGUGUUUGUCCAAAGCGAUAAAAAACGCCAUCCAACAACUGACCAUUCCCAUGGAGGCCAUGGGUUUGCCCGAUCUGGACCCACUUGAAAUCCCAUCGAUGGUCAUAGGCGCUGGUAAUGGAGCGGUUCAAUUCCAGCAAAACUACUUCAAUAUCACAAUCACUGGCUUGACAAAACUUGCCUCACUUGACGCCAAUUUAGACUUGGGGCCCAAACGCCUAAUCCUGGACCUACGCUACCCCCAAGUCCAAAUGGACUUCGACUACGAAAUAAGCGGCAAAAUCCUGCUCUUGCCGAUCUACGGCAAAGGCCCAGGCUCUAUCACAUUCUUGGGGAAUCCCCGAUUUAUCCUCACUUUCGAAAUGGCCGAGUUCGAAAAACGCAAAAAAAAGUUUAUGACAGUGACCAACGCCACGUUAUCGAUGGAACCGCAGUUAAUUCAAUUUCACCUCGAAAAUUUAUUCAAUGGUGAUAAGGCUUUGGGCGAUAAUGUGGUCCAAGUGAUGAACGAUAAUUGGAGAGAAGUUUUUUCCGACGUCAGGCCGAGUUAUGAAGAGGCUUUCAGCCAAAUCUUUGCCGCUAUUUUCAACAAUCUCUUACGCAAAGUACCGAUAGUUGAUUUGUUCGACGGUUGGGAUUUGUAAAAUAAAGUUAGUCAUAGUUCUGAA